AGAUCAAAGACAGCAGCACAGGAUCGGCGUCUGAACUCCGAAGAUCUGGGCUUUAUGACGAUCGCGGCACAGCUGGUGGUUUUCUCUCGCAGAAAUGCCAGUGCGCGCUGUCACCACCAGGUUCAUGUACAAGGGACUUUGCACUAUUCCAGAUGUCCUCUCCUACCGGACCCCUGUUAACCUGCCUGAGGAUGAGGUGGAAGAGAUCCGUGAGGCAUUCAAAGUGUUUGACCGAGAUGGGAAUGGCUUCAUCUCGAAGCAGGAGUUGGGGACGGCCAUGCGUUCCCUCGGUUACAUGCCAAAUGAGGUAGAACUGGAAGUUAUCGUCCAAAGACUCGACACGGAUGGUGAUGGUCAGGUGGGCUUUGAUGAAUUUGUCACAUUGCUCGGACCGAAGCUGUCUGCUGCUGGAAUGCCUGAUAAGUUCCACGGAGCAGAUUUUGAUUCAGUGUUUUGGAAGUGUGAUAUGCAAAAACUAACGGUGGAUGAGCUUAAGAGACUGCUUUACGACACGUUCGGUGACCACCUCACUAUGAAGGACAUCGAGAACAUCAUCAUGACUGAGGAGAAGCACCUGAACAGUCCAGAGUCCCACGUUGACAUCGACACGAGUCCAACACAACAGGAGAAACACACGUGUGUGCGGAAAAGCCUGAUCUGUGCCUUCGCCAUAGCAUUUAUCAUCAGCGUUAUGCUCAUCGCGGCCAAUCAAAUGCUGCGCAGAGGAAUGAAGUAAACUCAAGUUUUGUUUGCAGGUCAAUGCAAAGGGAUAUAAGGAAGGGCUCUGCAAAAGCAAAGCUAAACCAAAAUAUGUCCUGUUUUGGGGGGCAUUGUUCACCUUUUUUUUUUUUUUUUUACAUUUGAGCUUAAAAUCAAGUUUACUCUCACUGCACAUGUUACACUUUCUGUAUAUAAGGAACAAAAAUGAUGUCAGGAAGGAAUCAGCAGCAUGAUGUCAUUGGUUCUAAAUACUGGUGCACAAAGAUCUUAGUAAGAAGUCAUAUUCUGGAUGGUUUCCAACUUGGAGACGAUCGGAGAUGCAUGUGCAACUUGGGAUAGAAAAAACUCUGUCCAUCACUUUGGUAGCUUAUAUAUAGACAUUUUUAACAUUCAAACAUUAUAUGCAACUCGAAGGAAAAUAGUAUUUUCCAAUUUUUUUUUAAA
Molecule: messenger RNA, 1164 nt
Organism: Thalassophryne amazonica
Lineage: Eukaryota; Metazoa; Chordata; Actinopteri; Batrachoidiformes; Batrachoididae
Gene: cabp7b
Product: calcium binding protein 7b
Exons: 5
Coding region: 95-736 (213 amino acids)
Molecular function (GO): calcium ion binding
Source: RefSeq, a predicted model, not a curated record